UUCCACAGCGAUGCUCUAGCCGCCCUCGUGUCGGUUGCGCACUCUGUGGUCCUCGGCGCGAAUCCGUCCUUGGAGCAGCUGCGCGCGGUCUUCCUCCUCGAAUGGAAGCAGCACAUCCUCCGCGCGUACGUGCAGCUGCGCGACGAGGCGACCGCUAGACGAUCGGCGCCGUCCUUGUUUGAUGACGACCCGGUGCGGGCGACGCUCGAGCAGUGGCAGACGUGCCUCACACGCGCACGGACGUCGGCGGCGUCCCCGCUGCCGUCAUCCGAACCACAAGAGCUUUCGUGCCUUGCGUUUCUCGACACCUUUGCACCGCCGCUGUGCAGCACGAGCGAGUCCCCCGAGACCGAGCGCCGUCUGUACCUGUUGCUGCAGCGUAAAUUCCGGGGCGAUCUGAGCUUUGCCGACUGCCUGGACCAGGUCCACGCGCUCCUGGCGCGUCCUCUGCUUCGGAUUGUCAAUUUGAAGGCGACGCGCGGCGCGUGGCUAACCUUUUGCUUUGGCCCGCUGGAGACGACGGUCUUUGCUGUGACGAACGUCAUGGCCAUUCACGCGGGCCUGCGCCUCAACACAAGCGACGUGUCGCUGUACACGGAGAUGUUUCUGGACUGGUUCUUUGGUCUCCCGGUGGAAAGGGUCCUCGCGAUGACGAGCACGACCGCGUCGUCGCCGCUCCAGCGCUGGCUCGAGCCUUGGAUCCACGCCAGCUCGUACCCGCACGUGCUUGAAGACAGCGAGGCCUUUACGCUUCCCGAGCUGUCACCGCCGCUGCGCAGUGUGUUUGACGCGUGUCGCAAAAGCGACAAGCUCUUGCAUGUCUACGUCCUCACCCACCACUUGGACGUGGGAACGCGCGCGCACGCCCAUGCAUUACAAGAGUCGACGCUCGGGCAGAUUAGCGUCCUCGGCGCGGGCCUGCGCUGGCGGGUCUUGCAGCACUGCCUCCACAAGGUCCUGUACCUCACGUGCCUCCUGCGCCUUCCCGGAAAACUCUCCAUCGACGCUGUCGAGGGUGUGGACGAGCUGCUGCGGGCGAUUGCGAUCUGCCAGCUCCAGCAAGCCCCCGACGCGGACGACGCGCCAAUCGUGUGCUACGAUAGCGGUGAGGCGUGGAUGGCAGCAUGGCAGGCGCAGCUCGAGUCAUCCUCGUCACGGCGCCUCGUCGCCUCGGUGCUCCAGAGCUUUCGCCAGCUGCAGCACGCCGACUCUCUCGCUUGCUGCCGGGCCACUGUGCUCUUCUCGGCGUGGAACGCGGACCGGUCGCAAAUGUCCUAUUUGGAGCUCGCGCUCGACGAGGUCGAGGCGGUGACCACGCCAUCGACCAAGGUCGCGCUGGUGGCGCACGUCUGGGAAACGUAUGUCCGGACGCACGUGGCGUCGAUCUUGGCCUAUUGGGUCGACGUUGCGUCGGGCCGCAGUGUCUCCAAGGGCCUGCAGCCAUCCAUUGCGCGCCAGUUUCUCCACCUCGUCCGACAGCUCUUGGAUCUCGUUGGGGGCGCCGCGACGCCGUCACGGGAAUUUCUCGACGACGACGACGAGGCGCUUUUGACGUCGCAGCUCGUCGAGCAGAUUGCGUGGACGGGCUCAGACACGGACGUGUUGAGCCUCUUUGGCGCAGCGUGGCCGCCUCGGUACACGCAUGCGACGCUCGCGACAAGCUUGUCGCGCAUCGACGGCGUGCCCACGACCAGCGUACAGCUGCACUGCCAGCUGCUCUCGGUCCUCGACGCCUUCUCGGCAGUGCCCGACGCUGCGGUGCCGCUGCAAACGCUCUUUGGUGCGCCGCAGUUGCUCUGUGCUCCCGACGGCCUGACGACGCCACCGCCGAUCGAUGCGGCUGGCGCCUCAGCCUUGACGGCCGCGCGGUACCAGUUUGUGUUGCGACUGCUGCAGUCGGAUGUCGCGGUCGGCUUUAACGUGGCGUCGACGUUUUACCUGCCGUUGGACGCGAUCAAGCAAGACCACGCAGUGUUUCUGUACGAGAGUGGCCUUGACAGCCACGCCGAAGAGCUCCUUGGGAAGCUCACGCUGUCGCCCGGCAUCUGCAGGCGCCUCGGGUGCAUUGCGCGAACGCGCGUGGCGCUUGUCUUGUCGCGCAUGCGCAGUCGCCCCGAGUAUGCAGCGUUGAUGACCCGCAUGCCGGCCGAUGUGUGCACGUGGGUGUGCUCGCCGUCCCCGCCGUUCCCGCCCGACAACGCGGUCAUCGAGCGCGACGCAACGCCGUCUAUUAGCGCCACGUACUUUUUACUCACGCAGUGUCUGCAGUGGUUUCCAGCGCCGUCGAUGGAGCACACCAAGACGACAGGCAUGCUCGGUCUCGUCAAGAGCCUCCUUGACCAGCUCAAGCAGGAACGGCAGACGACGACGGCCGCUGCAAGGGUGCGAGGCAACCAGUGA
Molecule: messenger RNA, 2400 nt
Organism: Saprolegnia parasitica CBS 223.65
Lineage: Eukaryota; Oomycota; Saprolegniomycetes; Saprolegniales; Saprolegniaceae
Exons: 9
Coding region: 544-2400 (618 amino acids)
Source: RefSeq, a predicted model, not a curated record